Messenger RNA from Phycodurus eques (leafy seadragon), 2688 nucleotides. Its product is annotated as gelsolin-like. The transcript has 17 exons. The record is from RefSeq and is a predicted model, not a curated record. NCBI's taxonomy places the organism in Eukaryota, Metazoa, Chordata, Actinopteri, Syngnathiformes, Syngnathidae. Gene Ontology annotation, biological process: actin polymerization or depolymerization; actin filament severing; barbed-end actin filament capping. Bases 368 to 2635 code for a protein of 755 amino acids. Gene Ontology annotation, molecular function: phosphatidylinositol-4,5-bisphosphate binding; actin filament binding. Gene Ontology annotation, cellular component: actin cytoskeleton; cytoplasm.
CUUCAGCUCGUGCUCGUGACCUUCAGCUCGUCCUCGUACAAACGCGUGUGCACCAGCGUGCACAUCCGCCGUGUCUCUUGAAACACAAGUCUUUUUUUUUUUUUUGUUAUCUCGUCAAAUGAAAAAUGUUUUAAAGCUAAACAGGAAACAUCAUGAAAAAGGGCAAAUGAACAGAAAAAAAAUACUUAUAUUUUGAAAGACUGACAUUUCCGGUGUGUUGGAGACUGGAUGGCAAGUGAGGAAGAGAUGACGUCAUCAAUCAGCCUCAGGUGUGUGCGGCCCCGCCCCCUCCCUUUUAUGUGAGGGGAGCCCCGCUGCCGAUUUUACUUUCGUCCCUCAAAACAAGAAACAUCCUGUGAGUGACGCAAUGGCGGCGUUCCACCCAGAGUUUGAGCAGGCGGGUCUCCAGGAGGGUCUCCAAGUGUGGAGGGUUGAGCACAUGGACCUGGCCCCCGUUCCCAAGCGUCUUCAUGGCUCCUUCUACUGCGGGGACGCUUACCUGGUCCUCAACAGCAGCCGUCGGCCAGGAUGCCUCCCGCAGGGGCGGCUGUGCUACCACCUGCACUAUUGGCAAGGUGGCGAAUGUACCCAGGACGAGGCCGGGGCGGCAGCCAUCUUGACAGUCCAGAUGGAUGACUUCCUGCAGGGGGAGCCGGUCCAGUUCCGUGAAGUCCAGGGUCAUGAGUCCAACAUGUUUGCGGGAUACUUCAAAGCGGGCCUCAAGUACUUGGCGGGGGGCGUGGCUUCAGGAUUCCGACACAUAGAGACGAGUGACGCUGAUGUCAGGUGGCUGCUGAAGGUCAAAGGUCGCCGCGUUGUCAGGGCAACACAAGUCCACCUCAGCUGGGAGAGUUUCAACACAGGAGACACAUUCAUACUUGACCUGGGAAAGGAGCUCAUCCAGUGGUCUGGUUGUCAUAGUAACCACUUUGAGAAGUUGAAGGCCACCAUGGUGUCCAAGCGUAUCCGUGAUAACGAGCGUUGCGGGCGUGCCUCGCUGCUGAUCUGCGACGAAGGCUCGGAACCUGAAAAGAUGGUGGAGGUCCUCGGGCACAAACCUGACCUUCCGGAAGCCCGCCCGGACGAUGCCAAGAUGGAUGCCCGCGACAGGAAAUUGGCAAAGCUGUUCAAAGUGUCCAACGUGGACGGGGACUUGGACGUCGUGAUGGUGGCCCGACAAAGUCCGUUCUCCCAGAAAACCUUGCUCUCUGGCGACUGUUUCAUCCUAGACAAUGGAAGCAGCGGAUGCGUUUACGUGUGGAAAGGGAAGGACUCAAACGCUGAGGAGCGACAUGCGGCUCUAAAGAUUUCCGAAGAGUUCAUCCAGAAGAUGAAUUACCCAACACACACCCAGGUCGAGGUCCUUCCUGAGCAUGGCGAGACGGUGCUCUUCAAACAAUUCUUUGAAGACUGGCACUAUCCCGACGACACGGUUGGCAUGGGAAUGGCCUACAUGUCCAAUCAAAUCGCCAGGAUCGAGAAGGUCCCGUUCGAUGCGUCGUCUCUCCACCAGUCGGCAGCCAUGGCAGCCCAGCACGGAAUGUUGGAUGCGGGUGACGGCGAAAAACAGGUGCGGUCAGGAAGACCCGUGUGUGCGUUGUUCUGGAAUCCUGCUGUGCGUGCGUGCGUGCAGGUGUGGCGUGUGGAGGAGCAGAAUAAAGUGUCGGUGGACUCGUCAGUGAUUGGUCAGUUUUGGGGUGGAGACAGUUACAUCAUCCUGUACCAGUACCGUCACAAAGACCGAGACGGCAGCAUCAUUUAUGUUUGGCAAGGAGCCCGAUCGAGUCAGGAAGAGCUCACCGCUUCGGCCAUUUUGGCCAUUCAACUAGAUGAGGAACUGGGGGGUGAGGCUGUGCAGGUGCGCGUGGGCCAGGGCAAAGAACCUGCCCACUUGAUGAGUCUGUUUGGCGGCCGACCGAUGGUGGUCUAUGAGGGCGGCACAUCUCGAGGGCGGGGCCAAAAGCAGGUGGCUGAUCUGCGCCUCUUCCAAAUUCAAGCCAACGUCGCCGGACACUGCCGAGCUGUGCAGGUGAGGGCAUCGUCCUCUAGUCUCAACUCCGGCGAUGUCUUCCUGCUGGCGUCGUCUUCAGGAUGCUGGAUGUGGAAAGGUCGCGGCAGCAGCUCGGCUGAAGUCCGAGGAGCCCGACAUCUAGCUGGAGUCCUGCGCGAGAACCCCGUCCGGGUGGAGGAGGGGCAGGAGGAAGGGGAUUUCUGGUGUGCACUGGGAGGACACGAGGACUACUGUGAGUCUCGCCGAUGUGAGGCUCAGAUGGCGGCGCAUCCUCCUCGUCUGUUCGCCUGCUCCUACAAGACUGGAAAUUUCCUGAUGGAGGAAGUUCCUGGUGAGCUGACCCAGGAAGACCUUGCUCCUGAUGAGGUCAUGCUCUUAGAUGCCUGGGAGCACGUGUUUGUGUGGAUUGGAAAGGAAUCGCACGAGGAUGAGAAAACAGAGGCAUUUGCUUCAGCCUCGAGAUACAUAGAGAGCGACCCGGCCCGCAGAGACCCGCGCACUACAGUUGUGACCGUCAAGCAGGGAUUCGAACCGCCCACCUUCACAGGUUGGUUCCUGGGCUGGGACUGCCGGUAUUGGACCACAGACCCCCUACGGCGAGCCACGGAGGCGCCACAUGUGUAACGCAGGCCGCAUUUUCAUCACUUCCUGAUCGACACCUUGAAUAAAUCAUGUCU